AUGGAAGGUGUUUCAGUAAGUGCAUACAAAGGUUUGAAAGGAUACUGGAGAAGAAGAGGCUACCAAAAACUCAAUGGCGGGUCGAAGCAAAGAUGUCGUGGCAACAGUGCUGAGGGGUUGGAGAGAAGAGCACCAUCGUCAAACCGGAGAAGACGGUUUACGUGGCGGAUUAAGAUUACACGACCCAAACUCCGAUUCUUUCGAGUUAAUUGUAGGUUGAAUGCAAGGGAAGUGUUUCAACGUUUUAGAGAUGCAUAUGUUAGACUGAUGGUCAGUUUUGCAAAAUCAAGAGUUUUUAUAAAUGGGUUUGGUGGUGGUGGUUCAGGUUCUUCAGUUGGCUAUGGGUUGGGGAAGCCUCAUCAGUAUGAUGAAAAGACUAUGGUCGAGAUCUAUAGGUCUAUGAUUGCACAGGGUCAGUUGGCCGUCACUUCUCGCAAUUCAGUGGUGAUGGUAUAA
Molecule: messenger RNA, 456 nt
Organism: Papaver somniferum (opium poppy)
Lineage: Eukaryota; Viridiplantae; Streptophyta; Magnoliopsida; Ranunculales; Papaveraceae
Exons: 1
Coding region: 1-456 (151 amino acids)
Source: RefSeq, a predicted model, not a curated record